AUGCUUUUCAUUUGCAAUUGUUUUCCACAGGCAACUGGAAUUGGUAGAGCUGUCAAUCGAUAUCGAAAACAUGGUAGUGAAAUUGGAGAUCUUGCAUCAGGCCUGGUGACAAAAUGGAAGGAGUUGUUGAAAAAAGAACCUGGCCCCAGCCAUAAAUACCCUUCCUCAAAUGACAGUUGUAAAGGUAUAUUUCACUUGAGCAGCAGCCAUAGUGACUACUCACAAAGAGAAAGUGUCAGCGUGUCUUCCAGAAGUGAGGUAAAAAUUGACCACAGCCAACUAAAAAUCAAACAUGACAAAUCUGAGUACAGAACAGGGGAACUGAGAGCAAAGAUAGAUGGACCCUCAGAAAGUGAUGAUAUAGACAUGGACUGUGUAGAUAACAAACAGGGGGAAUUCCAGCACAAAAUGGGAAAAAUAAAAGCUAAAACACAUAGACAAUCAGCAAGUGAGGUGAAAAUUGAUGUGAACAACAAGCAUGUAAAGCUCAAGCACAAAACAGGUGAAGUCAGAGCUAAUAAGGUGAAUGGACAAUGCGCAAGUGAUGAGGAGGCAAACACAGUUCAUAUAAAUAACAAGGACAUGGAACUCAAGCACAAAAUUGCUGAAGUGAAAGCUAAGAUCAAAGGAGAAACAGCAAGUGAUGAAUUAAAAAUGGACCAUGUGAACAGUGAGCAUUUAAAAUCAGAGGAAAGAAUUGCUGGCGUGAAAUGGAAUGUAAAGCCAUCCUCCUUGAGUGAAGUGGAAAUGGAUCAUGUGAUUGUGAAAUCCAAGAACAAAACUGGUGAAAAUAAAUCAAAGGUGAUCUUAAAUAGUGUAAAAUUUUGAUUUUUGGUGUAAUUGCCUCUCGAUAUAUUUUGAGGGUCAUGUGCAUUAUUUUAAAUUCUAUUUGUGAAGCAGCAGGUGGCUUUGAAACAUAUGGUGCAUGAAUCAACUGUUAACUCCAUGUCAGAUAUAAUGGGAAAAACGAGACCAAACUUUGUCUUUUGCAUUCCAUUCCACUACUGAAACUCAAAUACUGCCAAACCAAACUUAUUUAAGUGCUACAACUGUACUCCUCUGCCUUAACCCUAGCUCAUCUCUUUCAUAUUAUUAAAAACUGAAUCAUUGGAUAAUGCAAUUCUAGAGCUCUGAUUGGCUUAGCCAUUAUGGUAUAUGAGCCAUUAUACCAUGCUCUCCAUAUAUGGUCGGUGUACGCGUCAGUUUAAAAUUGGAAGCUAGCUGAGAUUUUUUUCCGCGAAGGAUAGAAUGGCGCCCGAAGCAAAUUGUUUUAAUUCAUUUCUUAGAAUGCUAGGAAAUGCAAUUUCAUCGGGAAAAUAACAAAGAAACAAAAAAGCCACAAGAGCUUGUUUGAAAGUUUAACGAAAACACAUGAAAAUACAUGGAACUAAAGUACCUUGACCAGCUACGAGAGAAGACAAGUGUUGUUUCUUCAUGAUUGCGAAGCCACUCGCCGAGUCACUCGCCGAUAGAUAACUGCGGCUUGUUUAUCCGACAUGAGGAAUAUAAAUCACAAGCAACCAGAAUACAGGCUAUGCAGCCAUUCACUACAGCAAUCGAGGCGUAAGUAUAGCUUCUUUUUCUCGUUCAGCAAAACCAGCUGGUGGCUUCAAACAACUUCAUAACAAGCGACCGAGGUAAUAGUUUUUCUGCGUUGUUCUUACUUUUGUAACUGCAGCGAAAAUCCAAAUUCACAGUAAUUUCGACGGCUGUUACUGAAAAAUUAUUUUUCUUCACAUCAGCUGACAGGUUUUUUAGCUUUCCUGCUGUGUAACUUCCUAGAAUUUCGAUGAGCUUUUAAAAGAGUUCAUCGCUACAAUGUUUUUGAUUUUUCAUUCAUCCAGUCCAGGCGAGUCCGUUCGCGCGUUGACAGUUUUGAUAGACGUAUGACAUGUGAAUAGCGGAAGUCCCUUGUCUUUUCCGGUUUGCUGUAACAAAAUUCAACGAGAUUUUGUGGGCGUUUUUAAUAAAACAAUUAUUCCACUUGCGCUUGUUGGAUAUGAGAUGAUUACAGCCAACUCGGUGCUACACGUCUCGUCGGCUAUUUACCAUCUCAUAUCCAACACGCCCUCGUGGAAUAAUUGUUAAUUAUACCACUCUCCCUUAAAGGCAGUGGUUGAUCCAGGGGAGGGGCCCGGGGGCCCUGCCCCCCCUUAUUUUUAGACCAAAAUGAGGCCCAAAGGGCCAAAAAAUUUUUUUUGAGACCAGGACCCCCCCUUAUCUCAGAGUCUGGAUGACGCUCCUCCCCCCCCCAUAUCUGAAGGUCUGGAUCCACCACUGAAAGGUCACCUCUCAAAGACUACACCUUAAGGUGGCUGAACACAGUUUUGCAUGCGGUCAGCGGUAACUUGCGUGACGGAGAGUGUUUUAACUUAGACAAACAAACAUGGCGGCGAAAAAGCAAUGGUAAACAGAAGGCGAUUUCUCAAAAUCUACUCAUUAAAACUUUGUGAUAUUUGGAGGAAUUUUUACUUUUAUCGUGUCUUAGAUAAUGAGAACUUGAAAAUGGAAGUUGAACAGACGAUUUUUGUGACACAUUUAAUAAUUACAGUACAAUUAUAUUACUGAUUAUCUAAAAACCCCUAUGUUAAAAUUUGGUCUAAUAAGUUUUAAAUGGUAAUGAUUAAUUAUAGUAAACUAUGUGCAAGUUUAUAGGAAAGUCUAAUGAGUGAAUUUUCUGUAAACUGAGCAAAAGUGAAAUUUUAAGGUUGUAUUCAAUUGUUCAUGUUGCCAUGGAAACUACGAAAAUGUCAAAUUUUACCUGUCAGUCAAAAUCUUUCAUCAGUAUAUUUUUCACUUGCCAAGUUUCAGCUUGUGAGCUGCAACCCUUCUCUUGCCAUGAUUUGGCAAAUGACAUAUACUCACAAACUGCCAAAACUGUGUUCAGCCACCUUAAAUAGGUUGAUGCUCUUUGUUUGCCUCCCUAUGAGGUGGAAUAAAGUGGCUGCCUCUUAACAUUGUGUCUGUCUUGGAGAGAGUGGAUUAAAGUAGGAGUGGCAUGCAAAGCAUUACAUUUGAAUCGGCCUUAGCUGUGACUGCAAAUAAUAAUCAGCCAGUUUGCCCCUAUUUGUCGAUUGAAUUAUUAAUUAAGUUUGUGUACUGCUAGCUGGAUGUUUGCUCAGCCCUGCUAGGUUUUGAGUUUAAACACUGUAGUACAAAAAACUAAAAGUCUAUGUGUUGUAGGCCAAAUUGGCAUUCAGGUUAACCCCUUUGCCCCCAGAAAUUUUGCCGAAAAACGUGCUUUGAAGCUACAUACAACAAAAUGUAGUCAAGUGGUUUUCUGGUCACUGUCGUGCUAUAAAGAGCUAAAACUUACCAUGAAGCCAUUUACAUGUACAGGUCGUACACUUCGCGGCCUUCUGAUCCGGAUGCAAACUAUUAGCUUGUGACUUCAGGCAUGCACAGAAGGCAAAUUUUUGGGAUAGUUUUUGGGCUUAAAAGUGACACAAGAGUCUUGACUUUUACUUUUCGCUUUCUCUUCUUCCCUCUUUUUUUACUUUUCUUGCCUCAUUUUUUUUCUUUUGCUGGGCAUUUAGUAGACUUCAUUUUGGUGGGAAAAGUUUUUAGGAAAGCUUUUAGAAUCUUUAGGAUUACAACUGUAGAUCAUGAUGGGAAAGGUCGCUGGGUAGUGGAACAAGAUUUUCAUGGAAGUUUUCAGGUCAAUGUUACAAGGUUUUUUGCCUUUUUCUCCUGACCAGUGUCCUUGACUGAAUUGUGCCUAUUCUGUCAUGGUUGGAAAGAUGUUUUUCGCUCUACACAAGUUAGUGGACAAAGUUGUCCUUGGCCAUUAAAGCUGAUGACAUCACAAGCGGUAGAAGCGAUGUGGAUCUGCAUGGGCAGUUAUGGGUGGCUCAGGGGUAGAUGGGUUAAAAUGAUCAUGAAUACUUAGGAUUAGGAAUCAAAGGAUUAAUAAUAUUGAGAAUCAACCUAGGCUGAAUCCUGUGAUUAGGGAUUAGGGAGCUUAAGCAAAGACAUUUUUGAGGGACACUCGUCAACCGGAAGUGAGCCUUUCUCCCUUUUUAUAUGCCUUGACGCUAACAAAUUUGUAUUGCUAAUUUUCUUUUCUCUUAUGAAGAGGAUUUAUCCGAGAGUUUCAAACAAACCACUGCCCAAUAAUGCAAAAGGUUGACUUCCGGUUGACGUCCGUCGCUCAACAACGCUGUUGCUUAAGCUCCCUAUUCUAACUUACCUUAUUACAUCAGUAUUUAUUUUUGUUUAUUUAGGCACGAUCAGCACCACAGCUCUGUGAUGUUUCAUUUGGCUGUGAACCAGUAAAUGUUAAACAGAAGAAAAGACCCACAACCUCUGCCUCUGCUGCCAUGGCAACCAAAAUGACGUUUAGUGACAGUGUUAGACCUGACUUGGAACUUCCUCCCUUACCUUCAUCAUUGUCAGUUAAAAACUCAUUGCUUCCAGAAAUCCAACCAACCUAUAGGCCACUGAGGAUGUCAGGGUUUGGGGAAAUAUCUCCAAAGAAGAAAAAAGGUAAGCUGCUCUUACAUGAGUGGAUCGGCCUCUUACAAAUGAAGCUAGGGUAUUAUUUUGUAAAGAAGAUUUUUAGAGAAAUAUUAAUCUAUUAUUCUCUUUAAAUAAUGUAAUGAUGUGCAUGUGUUCUGCAACUGUGCAGGUUCUUCCUUAUUGUUCUCAAUGAAAUGCCGACCUCUUGACUGCUAUGCAAGGGUCACCGUCCUUCUCUUUAUCCAGCCAUCCUUCUUGAGGUCUUCUGGGUGACAUUUUCAUGUUAUUUUCCUCUUAAUAAUACAUGGGACAAGAUCACUAUAGGGUAUAAUAUAUACCAAAGCAGACUCUGUCUUCUGUUAUGAUGACAGAUAUUAUGAUACCUCUCUCCUCACCGACAUGUCUCAAAUUUAAAUUGUAAUGAUAUAAAAGGGGGUUCCUUAGGAAAGGUUCAAAGAAAACUUGCUUAGAUCUCUUAUCUACAUACAUACAAAAUUAAAAAAAAGACUGUAAAUAAUUUGAAUUAAAUUGGAAAUCGUCUCAUUCCAGGGUAGCAAACAUGCAAUCAUCUAACUUAAGGGUGUUGGCCUGAGGGGUGGGGACCAUACUCACAUAGGUCAUGGCCCUUAUGGGUGCACCCGCGUGUCCAAAUUUGGACACCAUUUACCGUUUCAUUCCCCUGGCUUGGUGGCUCAGGGAAGAUAUAGAACUCGGACUGGUAUGUCUGAAUUUUUGGUUUUUACUGGACUGCAAGUCACACUGAUUUAGCCUCCUUACCAAUGGUAACAUUACUGAAUUUUAUUGCUGCAACUGAUUGUGUUAACAAAGACUUUUACACUGCAAUUAUUUAUUGCGCAAUCAUUGUGGUAUAGAGUGAAAUUCAUUUGAUGUUUGUUUGAUUUUAAGGUGUGGUCAGUGGAGAACUUGAUGAGCAUGCCUUGAUGUCCAGAAAAUCUCGUACACAAGUGUUUUCUGGGAGAAAGAUAGCAACUUCUUCGGGAGGUAAGAACGGGUAUCAAUAAUUGAUUAGCUAUACUGUAAUGCAUCUGUUGUUACAAGUAUUAGUAAAAGUUUUCAAGUGUAUAGGUGCUUGUCCCCAGUCGCUGCGAAGUUCAGGGCUAGAGAAUUUUAUUAUUGUAUGUACAGUCACACCUAUUAUUUUGAACUCCUCAAGGCGAAAGAACUUUGUCCAGAUUGCAGGAGGUGUCUGUAUUUCAGAAUUUAAUGGAAUAGUAAUUGACCAUUGGUAUCUUUCGACCAAUAAAUUAAUCAACUGUGUAUGAUAUAUGUCCAUGAGAAAAUGUUACUUUUAAGUGUCCCCAAUCAUUGGUUCUUUUUAACGCUUAAUAAUGACUGUGGCACUUAAAUAAGUUUUUAUCUUGUUAAAGUUCUUAUUAUCUUAUUUUUAUUAUUAUAUAAGAUAAUUAUGCUAGUGUAAUUGCGAGUGAUUUUCUCUCUCAAUAUUUGAGUCCAAACCAUGGACUUUGGAAGCAAAGAGGGUUUUUACUUGAUAGAGAGGACCUGCUUGAGAAGGUGGACUAUAGAAAGGAGAGUUAUCUUCUCGAGUUCAUGAAUGUUGAUGCUGCCAGGAAUUUUGGUGGAGUAGUUUUCCAUGUCCUUCUUGACAGUGCCAAGGGCUCCCAUAACCACCCGGACUGUUGUUGUUUUAAGCCCCCACAUUCGCUCAACCUCAAUUUCCAAGUCUUUGUAUUUGUUAAGCUUUUCUGUGGUUUUGACUGAGGUGUUGGUAUUGAGGGGUGUAGUUAUGCCAAUGAGAAGGCAGGUUUUGUCCUUCUUGUUCUUCAGCACAAUGUCCGGCCUAUUAGCUGCAGUGGUCCUGUCAGUGUGUAUGGGUAUGUCCCACAGAUUAUUUAAUAUUAUUAUUAUUAUUAUUGUUAUUAUUAAAGUUCUUAUUAUCCACUUAUUAUCUUAUCUCAUAUAGUCCUUCUUGUUGGUGAAAAAAUGAAAGUGGCCAUUUGCACUGUGGAUAUGAGACAAUUUUGCUGUAUUGCACAAGGAUUGACUUUAAAAAAAAUUAAUCUCAUUUAGCAUUGGAGAAAUCCCUCUGAUCUUUUGAUUUUUUCUUUCUUGUCACUUAUGUAGUCGUCACGUCUUUAUUUGAAUUGUGUAUCAGAGUGCUGAUGGAAAAUGUUGAUGGUAAGUUCAGCUUUUAUAUAAUGUUAUUGUUUUAUUUCUCCCCUGCCCUGAAUGAUGUGAAUGUAUGUUUUCAUGGCGUACAUAUGGCUGUGUCAAAAAAUAUUCCUGAUGUUUGUGAAAAUUUCAUGUGUAGGUUGUCAUUUUGUGAAAUUUGACAUUUAUUUUCUCGCUCUCUCCUGAGAAAUUUUGUUUGGUGUUAUUACAGAUAACUAAGUACAUCUAUAACCCUUCAAAAGUAUGAAAAAGAAUGCGCUAUUAUUUAAACUAUUCUGGUACAAGGUUUUUGUCCACUGAAAAUUAAAUUAUUCAAUUUCCGGAUGGAUUCCUUCUUAAAUAUUUAGUGUGAUAACUAACACUGUAAGUCCUUAUGACUGUUACAAAUCACAAUACAGAUUGUGUUUUGAUGUCACUGAUAAAAAUGUCAAUAUAUUACAAUGGUGUCCGGUCAGACUAGGGUUGACUGGGGGUCAAGGUGCGGCCUAAAAGCCUUGAUCAGCCUGGCCACUAGCUGGGCUUUGACCGGGGUGGCCAAGGGAUAAAAAAUUGGGGAACCCACCUCUAGCCUGGUCAGAUAAUGACCUGGCUUGACCAGGGUUUCCAGGGAAUAUGUGGCCAGCCCAGCCAACACUAAACUAGCUAGACGUAGUUUAUUAUAAUUAUUAAUGUUUAAUACAUGUCUUGUGUUAAUUGUUUUAUAGCUCUUGGUGAUACUGGAGGAGUGCCAUAUGAUAUUCUUCAGCCGGUUCUUGAGAAGUAUGUAUUAUCACCAAAAACCUAACAAUACUUUCAUUAACCUACUCUGUGCAAUGCCAGUUUUUUUUAUACAUGUACCUGUGGAAGUUUUCAAUUGGAAUUUUUUCCAAUAGUGUGUGUUCUCAUUUGCAUGACAUCUCAGAAUAAAAUGAUUUCCUGCCUAAAGCUGCUGAGAGGGGCAGUGAUGUCAGAGGGCUUGACAGUAGAGUACGCUGUUAACUGCAAACAUUGCCCACUCACUGUCACUUACUGCUGUAAACUUUGUACAAUUAUGGGGAUUUAGCUUGAUUUUUCUGCAGGUACAUGCUAUACGCAUAGCUUUCCGAAUGAACUCCUUGGCUUUUUUCCAAAUUGUUUUCACAGUUUUGUCAUCUCCCUUGGUCGUUAGGACUAUGUUCUUGAGGCAACUGUUAUGGCUUUCUCAUUUAGUAAUAUUGGAGAAAACACCCUUAGGCUGUGUUCUAGCAGAGCCCGGUGACCCCCUGGCGCCUAACUUUUGCUCCUGGGCGACAAGGAAAUCUUACUUUCUUCAUACAAAUCAUAUGCCAGGCACCCUAGAUUUUACAGUUCCAGAACAAUGGGCUUCCUUCAAUUUUCCUUAGAGCACAGCCUUGGCUGCAUUUUAUAAUUAUUUAAAAAAAAGUUAAAAAUGUCCAGACUGGCACAGGGGUCCAAAUACAAUUGGGUUGUUUUGUAGCCACCUGAUAUUUAACCUGUUCCAGGGCCGUUCAGAUCGUAGGGAUGAUGCAAAGAGAUGUGAGCAGAAAAAAAAACUGUUAUUCACCUUCUGUUCCUUUGCUUUGUUCCUCUAUUUUGUUUUUGUAAUUUAUUUUUUCAAGUAUGCAUGUACUGUGCAUACUUGUGUCCUGGCGUCCCUGGCUAAAAAGUUUUCCUUGUUACGUAAGGAAACUUACGUAAAUUUUGCUUCCUGUGAAACUCAAAAAAUACUCUGCGAUCUUCUGGGGAAAAUUAGCUUUUCUCUGGUGCGAAAACAAAUUCUUCAGAUUGAUUUCCACGUAUUUCCUUAAAGAAUUAGUAGAGAAAACUUGAUAAAAGAUGAAAGCAUUUUUGUUAUGUACGGUAGUCAUUUAGCCUGCACAGCAGGCGUUUUGAGGUACAUUGAUCACGGCCGCCAUCUAUAGGUGGUUUUCAUCCAAUCUCAGGAGACACAAAUAACAAUGGUGAAAUGAACAAAUGCUGGUGGACAAACAAAACGAGCUAAUGAGCGAUCUUUUGUUUACUGUCCACCAGCAUGGCGGCGAUGACGUAACGUGAAAACCACCUAUAAAAGCCAAGGAAAAGACUAUGGGGGAAGGGGCGGGGAGGGGAGAUUUUUUUCUCCCCGCCCCUUCUCCCUCAUCUAUGUUAAACCCAUCAACCUCUCCCUUAAAAUCAGUUUUUGACUCGCCCCAACUCUCUGGUAGUAAUAACGUCCAGGAUGGCGGGAUAGCGUUAUUCCCCCCCCCCCCCCCCCCCAAAAAAAAGGAUCGUGCUGCGAAAUACGCCUGCUUUACAGGCUAGUAGUCAUUAACAUUCUAUUCAUUCUUAUGGCCUUUUCCCUUGAUUAUUCAUUGAUAAUGUUAGGAGAAAAUUGAUGUUGAUCUCCCUUGGAACUGUGUUGAUUGUUUUCCUUUAUUCCAGGUGUAGUCCACAGCAGCUCUUUCAGCUGGAAGAAUGCAAUCCUGUAAGUUGUGUUUUUCUUCUAUAGAUGGUGUAUAAUUAAUUGUUGUGACAACUGCAGCUGUUUCUAAGUUGCUUAGAACUUCAGAUUAGUGUAGAGGGCUUGAUGGCCAGCUGCACAAAAUGUUUGCAAGAUUUCUGAUCUUUGGCAAAUCUUAGAUUGCCACUGAUUGUGACCAUUCUGACUCAUCCCCAGUCGUCUCUUAGGGCUGAUUUCCACUGUCGCGUAAUUUUUCAGUGCGAACGUGCGUAAAUGAUUAGAGGCAAUGUAUGCAAGGCGACGCGUAAACGUAAAAGUUGAGCGAGGUUCAACUUUAACGUAUACGCGUGACCUUCCAUACAAUGUCUCUGUUUUAUUUGCGCGCGUAAAAUGUAUGUGGUUAUAAUUCUAUGGCCAUGUGCAAGCUUUAAUGUUACUACUGAGGAAGAUUGGGGAGUAUAAAAAUUACACCCCUAACGGCCUGGGGGAAAUUGUCUUAUACUUCCUAACUGGGGUGAAAAAAGGCGAUGGAAGGGAAGGGGCUGAAUAUCUGGGAAAAGCCGGAAUGCUCACUUAGGGUGAAGGACACUUAUUCAAAAGAAUACUAAUUCAAGGAAUUACACUGUAAGUAAUUUCAAAAUUAAAUUUUGUUUUGUUUCAAGUUUAUCCUGACCUUGAAAGAAUUAAUACAAGUUCUGGAUUUGUUUUACAGUAUUUCAUUGAUGAUACUGAACCACUUUGGGAAAAACACUGCUGUAGGGAAUUCAAAGGAACAAAACCUGAUCGCGGUCAGACCUGGAGAGAGCUGUAUAUGGUAAAUGAGUUUCAGCUUCUUUCUCCAUAAUCAUAACUACAACAAACGUCUCUAGUCUGCUUGAUUAAGAAAUUAACUGCAAAAAGAAAACCGUGGACGAAGACCCUGCUGGUUUUCAUCGUUGGAUCUCUAGAAAAGGGAUCUGUAAUCAGCUAAAACAUUCAGAACCAAAUCACGAGAAGUCAAAAUACUACUGCAAAGCUGAUUAAAACAAUGUGUAUUGCUUUUUCAUAACAAUAUUUCAGCUGGCCAUACCAGCCUUCUUCAGGUUUACAGAUGUUACGAAAAAGCAAUACACAUUGUAGCCUGCGUAGCAGGUGCUUGGAAGUAGUGGGGGAAAGAGAGAACGGGCGCGCGCGAGGGAGACACGCGUGCCUCCUUCUCGCGCGCCCGUUUUUUCUUGUGCCCACUACUUCCAAGCGCCUGCUACGCAGGCUAUACACAUUGUUAUGAUCCGCUUUGCAGUAGUCUUUGGGCUUGUCGUGCCUCGGUUCCAAUCUGAUUGUAAUACACGUCAUGCGUAACCAUUGGACAAUACCGAGCCAAAGGACAGUUGGACUUGAAUAUUUUUCUCCACUUAUAGGAAAUAUCUCAAAGGUUAACCCCUCUGGUAGCGUUCAAUUGUGACGUCAUCAGUUUUAACGGUCAUUGACAACAGAAGGAGAGAUCUUUCAAACGAUGAAUAAGAAUAAUUCAAUCAAGCAGGCCGAAGAAAAAAAUGUUAGUUAACCGGAAAAUUCCAUUGAAAAUCUUUUUCCACUGCCAACCUUCACUUCCUUUCAUCAAAUUCUACGAUCCUACAAAAAUUUUCCCCGAACUGUAUUUUUUUCUCAAAUGAAGCCUAGUUAGUUCUCAGCGAAAGAAACAAAAUUUCAACCAGAGUUUUCGCGAAAACGCUCGCGUAUAAAUUGUUUGAAAUCGAUAGAACUGAGGACAAUUGUAUGAACUGGAAGACCAGGCCAGUUAACAGUUUUAGAAGCGAAUUUAUAGAUUUCCCAAGAAAUGAGGAAAUAUAAAAGUGGCAAUGGCGUUAAUGCGUUGCCAUGGAUACGUUGAUCUCGAAGAAAAUGACUUUUUUGGAAAGUCUAAUCUAUACUAUAUAAAUGGGCACAAUUCUAUUUCCUGUUUCCUUCCUGUUCGAAUAGAGGAAGGAUGAUUACUUAAAACCAAGACGAGACAGCGUAAUUGCUCGUAUGAUUACAACCCAAACUGAAAUCAAGUUGUCAAUUAUUCAAUUACAGAUUUUUUAGCCAUUAACAGCAGGUUAUUUGCUUUAAUGCGAAAUUAUUUUUUUGUUUUUUUAGAAAAAUGAAGAAGAUAGAGAAGCCAGGCUGAAGAGAAUAAAUGAAAAAAUUACCGCUAGUCAGAAAGCUAAAAAACCUGGUAAGUCUUAAAUUAUAUUUCCAAAUGCUUAAAAUGUACUGAAAAUUCUGAUGCAAACACUUCUUUAUAAAAUUUUCUCCAAACAAGAACGAGAAACCUUCGCACAAUUUGUGUGGUAGUCCUGUGGUCAAGGCUUGAGGCCUUAUGAAAUAUACCUGAUUCGAUAAUGGAUGGAAAUGCGCAGUGGAAAGCUAUAAUGUGGAGGUCACUUAAGCAAAUCAUUGCAGUGCAUGAGUUCCGUUUUCUCAAUUGUCAAAGCAACUUUUAUUCAAAUAGGUGUAUAAGCGGUUUACGGUCGUUUCGCCAACGUUCCGUUCGCUAGCUUCUGAAGUCGUUUCGCUUUAUACGUGUCGGGUCAGUUCCCGAACUGCUUUCGCCUGAUCAGUGGCUGAAAGAACGAGGUGUAUACAUGAGUAUCGCUUUUUUUUUGUAUCACGGCUAAGAGAACGAAGUAUAUACAUGCGCAGCGCUCGUUUCACUUCUUGGCGGAACGAAAUAAGACGUUAGCGAACGGGACGUUGGCGAAACGACUCUUAUGCGAAACGACCGCUCACUGUAUGAGCCCAACUGAUUAUAAGAAUACAAGAAUUUAUAUGGCGCCAUUUCCGUGAGCUCAAUGGCGCUUUACAAUAAUCGUAAUUCUAAAAAUAAAAAACAUUUGAUUUAUUAAAGAAAAUAUAUAACAGUUGUAGAAAAUAAUUUCUGAAAAGUAAGAUACAUUCGACUUGCUAAGAUUAACUAAGGAAAAUAGUAUAUACAAUAAAAAGAAAAAAGGGUAGUCAACUAACUAAUAAAGCCUCUCUGAAAAGCAGUGUUUUAAUCUUAUUCUUAAAAACAUCAAGGUUCUGGAUUGGUCUUAUGUCAUCGGUUAGGGAGUUCCUGAGCCUGGGCGCAACAACUUGACAAGAUCUGUCACCGUAAAACUUGAGAUUAGCCUUAGGUGUUACAAGCAGAUUUUUUGAAGAAGAUUGUAAUUGCCUCGUCGGAGUAUAGGGCUGAAGGAGAUCUGCUAUAUAUUUUGGCGCCAUGCAUUCAGUGCUUUUUACGUAAGAAGUAGUAUGCAAAUCUUCCUUCUGUUAUAAGCCGCCAACAAACAGUUCUUUGUAAAAUAUAAGCGUGGGGCUUAUUUCGGAAUGUUUUCAGUAUUGCCUUAUCUUUCUUUGUGUCUUUACUUUUCUUGUCAAGAACGUCAAGUCAAACUUGCUUAUGUCGAAACAGUGGCCAAACCACCUCCCGCGAUUCGCAGAAAGCAGGCUAAAUUUGGGACUGGUAAAGGAGUUCAUCAUAGUGGUCCUGUGGAAACUCCCUCACGAAUUAUGUCACAGGCACACCAUAGGAAUGUGGGUUCAUCGCCAGCAAAGAAACAAGCAGGUACGAUUGAACUACAGGAAAAUCUCGAGAGUAAGAACCUGACCCGAGUUGUAUUUAGUCCCUUAUACUACUACAUGAGAAAUUUUUUUGCAAUUUGAUUGGCUUAGAACAGUGUUAUUUCACCUUAAUUUGAAAUACCUACAUGUGAAAAUUUCAAACCUUCUACGGGUAGUAGUAUAAACAAUUAAUAACAUGAUUUGUACGUGAUAUUUGGCGUAAAUACCACUCGUGAUAUUUCAAAAUUGUCUCAAAUUUCACUCGCCUAACGGCUCGAGAAAUUACGUAUAACAAUUCUGAAAUAUCACGCGUCGUAUUUAUGCCAAAUAUCACUACAAAUCAUGCUAUUACCUAUACUAACAUGACAUUCAAGAAGCCUUAAUAGUUUUGAAACCUCUGAAUGGUCUUGCUCCUGAGUAUCUAAGUUCCAAAUUUGCUAGUUGAUCUGAUACAACUCCUUAUACUUUUCGAGAUUCUGUGAUAAAUUAACUAUUCCACUGCCACGCACAAAUUAUCUAAGUAAUAGUCACAACUAGUGGCACAGUUCCUGUACAAAGCUUCUCCAUCCCUUCUUAUCCACCGCUGCUGCUUUCACAACUGUAGCACAAGUGCUGUGCUAGUCGCCCAAUUCGUGUACUGUUGAACUUUAAUAACAAAAAGUUAAUUUAAAAUAUACGUAUAACAGAUGAAGGGCCCCUUUGUGGAAACGCUGUCAGUAAACCGUUGUGUAUGUACCGUAUUUAUUCGAAUAAGCGCCCAACCUCGAAUUAGCGCCCACCUCGAAUAAGCGCCCAUCCUAAAGGCAGAAAAAGUUAAUAAGCGCCCAGCCUCGAAUAAGCGCCCACCCCCUCCUCCUCCCAAUCAAACUCAAAUAAGCGCUCACCCCCACCCCACCCACUUGAGUGAAUAAAUUCUAAUAAGAGACUUCCCCGAGGACGGAGUUUUCUUCAGAGUAUUUUACAGAAACCUUGCAUUGUUACUUCUUCGCGUUUUGUUAGUACCAUUUAUUGUUUUGUUGUAAAAUAAACAUACUUCACUUGCUGAAAGUGGUGAAAAUUUAAUAAGCGCCCAGCCUCGAAUAAGCGCCCACUCUCAAGGUCCAAAAAUUUAAUAAGCGCCCAGGGCGGUUAAUCGAAUAAAUACGGUAUUUAUUUAUUUCUUGUUUUAUCUGCAGUGCCCGCGCCAAUGAUGAAAAAAACAAUGAAACUGUUUAAGAACCAAAGGUUA
Porites lobata is the source of this 13820-nucleotide messenger RNA. NCBI's taxonomy places the organism in Eukaryota, Metazoa, Cnidaria, Anthozoa, Scleractinia, Poritidae. The record is from the annotation of a GenBank genome assembly.